This is a messenger RNA of Aspergillus vadensis CBS 113365, 306 nucleotides long. RefSeq lists its product as uncharacterized. Lineage: Eukaryota; Fungi; Ascomycota; Eurotiomycetes; Eurotiales; Aspergillaceae. Bases 1 to 306 code for a protein of 101 amino acids. The record is from RefSeq and is a predicted model, not a curated record. The transcript is spliced from 5 exons.
AUGUCAAAUGUUGGGGGGGAACACCCCGGGACGGUCCAACCCACGAUUCUUCCUUCGUCCGGGAGCAUCCUGGGACUGGAGAAUUCCACGACGAAUGCUGACAGUCUUGGCUACCGGAAAUCUCCCCCGUCUUUGCUUUUUAGGCGUCGUGGAUUGAGCACGUGCGGCCAUUCAGGUGCACAAUCAGCCUUCGAUUCCAUGUGGGACAAUGCAGACAAUGCUGCCAUUCCAGUCCAUUUUGAAAAUUCCCUCAACCCCUUGUCCAAGCCCAAAAGCGAAAUUUCUACUGAUACAGAACAAUGGUAA